UCCUACCAAAGUCUUGGAAAAGGUACUCAUUAAUUCACACACCCCUCACCAUUUCUCUCAAUUUCCGUGUGUUGACUUUCUUGUUCACUGUAUAAAAUUUUGCACAAAUUUCAUUAUCAACAUUCACAAAUUUGAUUUCUCAAUCCAAUUCACCUCAAUUCUCUAGCAAAAAUACUCAACUUUUUGGUUCCUAUUCUUUCAUUACUACAAUCUAUAGAAAAUCACAUUCAUAUCUUACAUUACAUUAAUCCUUAUUAUAUGGAUGAAAUUCAUGUUCCUUCUCAUUUUCUCUGCCCAAUUUCCCUCCAACUUAUGAAAGAUCCUGUUACUCUUUCCACAGGAAUUAGCUACGACAGAGAAAACAUAGAAAAAUGGUUAUGUUCAUUCCAAAACAAAACUUGUCCUGUUACAAAAUCAUCUUUAUUAGAAACCGAUCUUAAUAAUCUUACACCAAACCACACUCUUCGUCGUUUGAUUCAAUCUUGGUGUACCCUUAAUGCUUCAUUUGGUGUUGAACGUAUUCCAACACCAAAAUCACCAAUAGACAGAACACAAAUUCUUAAACUCAUCAAUGAAGCAAAGAAAUUCCCAGAAAAACAACAUAGUUGUCUUGUUAAGCUUCGUUCGAUUGUUUUCGAAAGCGAUAGGAACAAAAAAUGUUUGGAAUCUGCAGGUGCAAUGGAUUUUUUAGCUUUAACAAUGAAGAACAAUUCAAAUUCAAGUUCUUUGAGUGAAGCUGCUAUUGAAAUUCUGUUUCAUCUUAACCCUUCUGAAGUUCAUAUCAAGAGUUUGAUAAACAAUGAAAGCAUUCAAUUUAUUGAAUCAUUGUUUCAUGUUUUGAAGCAUGGAAGCUAUCAAUCUAGAGGCUAUGCAACAAUGCUAUUGAAAUCGGCAUUUGAAGUAUCGGAUCCGAUUCAAUUAAUCAGCGUAAAAAAAGCGCUUUUCGAAGAAUUAAUGAGAGUACUAAUUGAUAAGAUUUCACAACAAGCUUCAAAAGCAGCAUUGAAGUUAAUUGUGGAGCUUUUACCGUGGGGGCGAAACCGAAUUAAAGCGGUUGAAGGUGGCGCGGUUUUAAUCCUUAUCGAGCUUCUUUUCGAUGUUUCGGAAAGAAGGGCAUGCGAAUUGAUUUUGACAGGUUUGGAUCAACUAUGUGGUUGCGCCGAAGGGCGUGCGGAGUUGUUAAAUCAUGGUGCAGGUGUUGCUAUUGUGUCAAAGAAAAUUUUGAGGGUUUCUCAUGUUGCAAGUGAUAGAGGAGUUAGAAUUUUGAGUUCAAUUUGUAGAUAUUCAGCAAAUUCUAGAGUUUUACAUGAAAUGUUGCAAGUUGGAGCUGUUUCAAAGUUGUGUUUGGUUCUUCAAGUUGAUAGCAAUUUUAAGACUAAAGAAAAAGCUAAGGAGAUUCUCAAAUUGCAUUCUUCUGUUUGGAAAAAUUCUACAUGUAUUCCUGUUCCUUUGUUAUCUUCUUAUCCAUGAUCAUGAUAGGAAACAGAUUUCCUGCUAUAAUUGCGUCAACGCAGUUACAGCA
This is a messenger RNA of Trifolium pratense (red clover), 1522 nucleotides long. RefSeq names its product E3 ubiquitin-protein ligase PUB23-like. The record is from RefSeq and is a predicted model, not a curated record. Gene Ontology annotation, biological process: protein ubiquitination. The transcript has a single exon. Bases 259 to 1470 code for a protein of 403 amino acids. Gene Ontology annotation, molecular function: ubiquitin protein ligase activity. Lineage: Eukaryota; Viridiplantae; Streptophyta; Magnoliopsida; Fabales; Fabaceae.